This is a messenger RNA of Notolabrus celidotus (New Zealand spotty), 832 nucleotides long. Its product is annotated as solute carrier family 22 member 4-like. Gene Ontology annotation, biological process: transmembrane transport. The record is from RefSeq and is a predicted model, not a curated record. The annotation marks the transcript as partial. Lineage: Eukaryota; Metazoa; Chordata; Actinopteri; Labriformes; Labridae. Gene Ontology annotation, cellular component: membrane. The transcript has 5 exons. Gene Ontology annotation, molecular function: transmembrane transporter activity.
AAUAAACUGGUGAUAUUUAGUAAACACAGAGAUACCUCGGUACCUAACGAUGUCAUAUUCUUCUUCUGCAUCAGGUUCGGGAGGAAGAAGGUUGUGUUCAUCUCUCUUGCAGCGCAGUGCGUCGCUGUCAUCCUGCAGUCCUUCUCUCACUCAUGGAGGAUGUUCUGCAUCAUGUUCCUCUUCGUUGGAGCCUCUCAGAUAUCCCUGUAUAUCUCUGCGUUUGUGCUCGGAACGGAGGUGUUGAGUAAAACCAUGCGAGUGAUCUUCACCACCCUCGGGGCCUUUCUCUUCUAUUGCAUUGGAUACAUGACUCUGCCCUGGAUUGCGUACGCCAUCAGAGAGUGGAGGACUCUUAUGGCUGUCCUGGCUGCGACUUCUGUGGUCUACAUCCCUCUGUGGUGGUUCAUCCCAGAGUCUCCUCGGUGGCUGCUCACUCAGGGACGAGUGGAGGAAGCCGAGGCCAUCGUGAGAGACGCUGCAAGGAAAAACAAAGUGGAAGCUCCAGUCGUCAUUUUCAAAGACUUUGAGGCGAUGCCUCCCACAAAGACGUACACCAUGCUGGAUAUCCUGAAGUCUCGUAACAUCAGAUGCAUCACUCUGAUGUGUCUGGUUUUAUGGAUGGCGAUCAACAUCGGGUACUUCGGUUUGUCCCUGAACACCUCCAACCUGAGCGGCGACCCCUUCAUGAACUGCUUCCUGUCGGCUGCUUCGGAGGUUCCUGCGUACGUGGUUUCAACUGUGCUGCUGAAGAAAUGUCCAAGACGAGCUCUGCUGUCGUCGUUCCUCGUCAUCGGAGGAGGAGUUCUGCUUCUCAUCCAGUUCAUCCCCGACU